Molecule: messenger RNA, 1275 nt
Organism: Brugia malayi
Lineage: Eukaryota; Metazoa; Nematoda; Chromadorea; Rhabditida; Onchocercidae
Exons: 8
Coding region: 1-1275 (424 amino acids)
Biological process (GO): triglyceride catabolic process
Molecular function (GO): triacylglycerol lipase activity
Source: RefSeq, a predicted model, not a curated record
AUGGCAUCAUUUGCACCAUCACUUUUCGUAUUUUUCUUCCAUCUCAUUAAUAAUUGGCCUAAACUUGUCGUCUACAUUUUCGAUCAUUCGAUCAGCUCAUCUUUGGAAGAAUUUAUUGAAAUUAAAUGGAAUAGACCUGGGAAAUUAAAGCUUAAUGGAAGAGGCACUGUUUUUGCAAACUCAGCUACCGAUUUCCGGAAAUAUUACGGUUUGGUGCAUUUGUCAGCUUGUUCAAGUUUAUUGCUAACAUGGCAGAAUAGAACGAUUCAAAAUUUUGAGUGGACAAUCUCUGAUCAACAUGGCCAACAAUUUUGUUGGAGUACACGGGAAUGUCAAACGUCUUGGAUUGCUCCAAAACAAUCAAAAUACGUCGUGAAAGUAUCAGUAAAAUUUGUGGACCAUAAAAUUCUCCAUGGAGAAGUGAGCAUCAAAAUUCGAGACUACUGGAUAGGAGUGAUUGGAGAUUCAUUUGCUUCUGGAGAGGGUAAUCCGGAUGUUCCGGCCAAUGCGCUCGAUCAGACGAUGGCAAAAUGGCUUUCAAAUCAAUGCCAUCGAAGUUCUCGGUCCUGGGCCUAUAAAGUGUUCGAACGGCUGAGUAGUACGAUCCUGGAGCAGAACGCGAUACACUUCACCUAUUUGCCGUGUACCGGAGCAUCUGUUGACAACGGAAUUCUGGUUCUCAUUAACAGUACAUCACAGAUCAAUGUGCUGGAACAAAUUACACAGAUAAGAGGCACUGGUCCAGAUUUGUUGAUGAUGUCAAUUGGCGGUAAUGACAUUGGAUAUUCAGAAAUACUCUCGACUCUAAUCGGAGGUCCAACAGGUCCUUUGUUCUCCACGAUUGAUAUGCGCUUCUUCUACACAUCACAUCAGUUGGAUCGAGUUGCUAAAGCUAUUCAAAAACUGAAACCAAGCCAGGUCAUCAUACCGCAUUACUUCGAUCUCACACGCAACGAACGAGGUGUGGUGGAUGCCGAUUGCGCUGACAUGCGACAAAUAAGCACCGAAAACUUGAUGUUAGCCGAGGAAAAAAUUUUGCAACGCAUUAAUGGUCUGAUAACAAAAAAAUCGAAACAAUACGGUUGGACAGCAAUUGAAGGAGUCGCCGAAUUGUUCCAAUCACGCGGUUGUUGUUCUUCUAAUUCACUCAUUAGGAGCAUACGAGACUCAAUUCGAUUACAAGGAAAUAGUUUUGGAGCAUUUCAUCCGAUAGAGGAAGCCCAUCAACAGAUCGCUGAUUUGGUUGUUAAGCAACUGCAACAAUUCGAUAAUUAA